AUCCAAUCUAAAUAAAAUCCUCGUGUUUAACGGUGAGACUUUUCCGGUUUGCUGUUAAAAUACGGUUAUGGUAUAAAUUUCCGGUUUAAGCUGUAUACCUCUCACUCUGAUUCUGAAGUAAUGUUCCAAGAGUAGUCAGUAAUACGUAGAAAAGAAUCUCUCACCGACGACGACGAAGACCGUAGAGAAUCACUCACAUUGUGAGAGAGAAGAACAUUUGACUCAAGAAAAUUCGGAAAUUUCUUUUGUUUUGUCCUCUCAGGUGCAGUGAUGAAAUUACAAAACCCAGAUAAGAAAACCCUAAGAGAAGGCUUUAGUAAGGAAUCUAGUGUAGUGGCUUUAGAUUCUGGAGCUUUAGCUAUGAGUGGUUUCAAAUGCGAUGGGAAAUUUCCGGUGAAGGAGGUAUUAAUGGAAGAAGAAGACGAAGGUGGUGAUAAAGUGAGGAAGAUUGAAGUUUCUGGGGGAAAUAUAUCACUUGUUGUUGAUUUCAGUGGAACUAGGACUAGUUCUAACAAUUUCUUUGAGUCUAAUGGUAGUUGUGUGAAUGAGAAUCUGGUUAAAGGAAAUGGGUGCAGAGAAGAUGAAACUCAGGAGUUUCUUGUUGGGAAUCUUGUGUGGGUGAUGACUAAAUACAAGAAAUGGUGGCCAGGAGAAGUGGUUGAUUUUAAAGCUGAUGCAAAGGAGAGUUUUAUGGUUAGAUAUAUUGGUCAGAGCCAUCUUGUUUCGUGGUUCGCACCUUUGAAGUUGAAGCCUUUCAAAGAGAGCUUUGAGCAAGUGUUGAAUCAAAGAAACGAUAAAGGGUUUUUUGAUGCGGUAGAGAAAGCUAUGUCAUUGUUGAGAAACUCGUUGAAACUUGAUAUGACUUGUUCUUGCAUUGCUGAUGGGAAUGGAAUAGUGCCAGCACAAAAUGUAACAACUCGGAAGAACAAGCCUUUGAUACUGCGUGAAUUCUCGGUAGAUCGGUUGGAACCAAAAGAGUUUGUCACCCAGCUGAAGAAUAUUGCGAAAUGUGUUUUGAAUGCUGGGGUACUUGAGUCGACAGUUAUGCAGAGUCGGUUAUCGGCUUUUUAUACUCUCUUUGGGCAUAAGCAGAUACCAAUGGGCCAACUACAUGAAAAUGAGGGUAGGAAAAGUUUCACUGCGAAGAUGAAUGACAGUCAGUUCAUUGGUUCUCCAUCCAUUGCUGCAGGUAAUAGCAGGAAGAGGUUUCGGAAAGAAUGGUUUAGGAAAUUUGUAAGCGAGGUUGAUAAUGUAUCUGCGAGAGACGAUCUAGUAAAUGUGCCUCCUUCUGAUUUGAUAUCUAAACUAAAGCUGCUUGCUGUGGACUCCAAUUGUUCAGAAGAGACUGAAAAUAUUGGUCUCUUUGAGUGGUUCUUCUCCAAAUUCAGAAUUUCUGUGUAUCAUGAUGAAAAUGCUUACAAGAUGCAAUUGGCUAACAUGGCUGGUUUCAAGGAUUUGAUGUUAGCUACAAAUGCAAAUCGUGGUACUGUUCAGAAAACCUCAAAGUCAAAGAAAAUAGGGAAGUCAAAGAUUGAGCCUCUCAACAGUGUUUCAGUUGUUGAUACUGAGCAGAAGACCUUCGAGUUGCAGAUAUCAGAGAAGUUAAAGAUCGAAUCCCUUAAUGGUGUUUCAACUCCAAAUAUUGAGCACGAGGCCUCCAAGUCAAAUAAUUCAUGGAAGACAAAGAUCAAUCAUAUCAUUGGUCACUCAAAUUUUUCUAAUUCUGUUGCAAAUGAGCAGUUGGGGAUAGAUUUUCAAGACAAACUGUUGGUACAAGCUCCAGACGGGAAAGCUACUACGGCAGAUACACUCAACAGACCUGCUGUUACACUUGUACCGGACCUGAACAGCGGAGGCGAUGCUUUGGGUACUGCAGAAUUUGACCAGAUGCAAAGACCUGAGACUUUAAUUCAGCAUAAUGUCUGCCCACAAGAGGAGAAGACACCAAGAUCUACGAUGCUUAACUUUCAGGUGACAGCUCCGUGUUCAACCUACGGAGUCUCAGGAACUCAGUUUGUUUCUAGCCAGCCAACUUCGUUCAAACACUUCACGAGUGCAGACCUUUUCACUAGUUCAGGGAAGAAAAAGAGAGGAAGGAAGAGGAAGAAUGCAGAAGAGCUUCCAAUAGUUGCACAAGCCACUAGUGGGAUACCUGACUUAAAUGGAAUAAAUACAGAGCCAACUUUGGUUCUGCCUCAAGUUGAGCCUACUCAGCGCAGAAAACAUCGGAAGAAAGAGGAGUCACCUAAUGGAUUAACCAGAGGAAUCACAAUUCUCUUCUUGAAAUUUUCCUCCCAAGUGUCAAUGCCUUCAAGGGACGACCUAACCUCAACAUUCUCUGCGUUUGGCCCGUUGGAUUCUUCCGAAACACACGUUUCAGAAGAAUUUAGUGGUGCGCAAGUCGCCUUUGUGAGUAGUGCCGACGCGAUAGAAGCAGUUAAAAGCUUAGAGAAAGCUAACCCAUUUGGUGAAACCUUAGUGAAUUUUAGGUUACAGCAGAAACUGAUAACCGUUCAAAGGAACAUUGCCCCCCGAAGGCCGGUAAUCUCACAUGUUAGUCCAAUUCCGAAACCGAACAAUAUACCAACGAGUGUGGAUUCAAUGAGGCAGAAUCUGUUGAUGAUGACAGCAAUGCUGGAGAAAUCCGGGGAUAGUUUAUCAAGAGAGACAAAGGCAAAACUGAAAAGCGAGAUCACGGGGCUUCUGGAAAAGGUUAGUUCUAUGCCGAGCUCUUCUUCUUCCUGAACAAUCCCUAACAUACAUCAAUGCGACCAUCUCAUGAUUUCUAAUGUACCAUGUGUUGUAACUUAUGUAUCCCAUCUUAUGAAUUGGGUUCUUGUGUUUUCAGUCUUUAGUUUGACUGUAGUUCUAGAAUAAGAUUAGAUAAGAGAAGAUGUCGGCAAUAUUCUAAUAACAUUUUCAGCUUUUUCCUUGAUAGCUCGAAGCUCUCUAGUUUAUAAUCUCCACCCUUCAGGGGCAGUUCUUGCCUAGUUUAAUAUUUCCAACAAGAUCUGAAGUAUUUCCUUUGUACACAUAAAUGUUUACUUUAGUUUU
This is a messenger RNA of Arabidopsis lyrata subsp. lyrata, 3054 nucleotides long. RefSeq names its product serine/threonine-protein kinase ATM. The record is from RefSeq and is a predicted model, not a curated record. The transcript is spliced from 3 exons. NCBI's taxonomy places the organism in Eukaryota, Viridiplantae, Streptophyta, Magnoliopsida, Brassicales, Brassicaceae. The coding region runs from base 271 to 2745 and encodes 824 amino acids.